Molecule: messenger RNA, 4575 nt
Organism: Oldenlandia corymbosa var. corymbosa
Lineage: Eukaryota; Viridiplantae; Streptophyta; Magnoliopsida; Gentianales; Rubiaceae
Source: the annotation of a GenBank genome assembly
UUUUUUAACCACAUCCGAAGCGACUAAGGAGGGACGGGGUUAAAAAGGUAAAAGGGCCACAACGACCACGACCAAAAGUUGGCCGCCAGGGUUUUACACUCCCCCGGACCUUUUUUCUGCACUUAUUGCUGUUAGAAGUAGGGUUUUUCUUGCGGGAGUAGAGAAGAGCUUUGAUAAUCUAAGGAAAAUGAAUAAUCUGAAGCUCUCAUGGGAGCUCCCUGCGAAGCUUGAAUUGCAAUCCGAGGAUGAGGUUGUUCAGUUCUCUGCGUUCGACGUGGAGCGCAACCGCCUCUUUUUCUCCUCUUCCGCCAACUUCAUAUACACCACGCAGCUUCCAUCUUCUCAAGAAGCCACAUGGGCAUCGAAUUCUUUCUCUGUCGCUGUUGAGCCUAUCGAUUUAGAACCAGGGGACUAUAUCACUUCCUUGGAUUAUCUGAUGGAGAAGGAAGCAUUGAUAGUUGGAACAUCUUAUGGACUCCUAUUGCUUUAUAAUGUUGAUGAUAAUGUCACAGAGGUCGUUGGCCGGGUAGAGGGUGGUGUUAAGUGCAUUUCACCUAGCCCAGAUGGAGAUUUGCUCGGUGUAAUUACCGGUUUCGGUCAGAUACUAAUCAUGACUCAUGAUUGGGAUCUGUUGUAUGAGAUGGCUCUUGAUGACCAUGCUGAGGAUGUUGACGUACAUGAACCAAUUAUUUCUUCCAAUUAUUCAUGUGAGAGUCCCAUCUCAUGGCGGGGCGAUGGGAAAUUCUUUGCAACAUUGAGUAAGGUGCUUGACUCCUUUCCCUCACAGAAAAAGCUUAAAGUUUGGGAACGGGAUUCAGGUGCCCUUCACUCUGUUUCAGAAUCAAUGGUUUUCGUGGGAUCAAUUUUGGAUUGGAUGCCUAGUGGGGCAAAAAUUGCUACUGUUGGUGAUCAGAGAGAGGGAAAGAAGUGCCCAUCAAUAGUUUUCUUUGAAAGGAAUGGAUUACAAAGAAGUUCUUUUAGUAUAAAUGAAGAAAUCGAUGCGAAAAUAGAAUCCCUGAAGUGGAAUUGUAAUUCUGAACUUCUUGCUGCUGUUGUUAGAGGUGGAAAUCAUGACUCUAUUAAGAUUUGGUUCUACAGUAACAAUCAUUGGUAUCUAAAGCAUGAGAUCAGAUACGUAAAGCAGGAUGGAGUUAAAUUCAUGUGGAAUCCGGUAAAGCCACUGCAGUUAAUUAGUUGGACUUUUGAUGGUCAGUUAUUAAUACAAAACUUUAAUUGGAUCACCGCUGUCACAGACAACUCAUCAGCAUUCGUCAUCGACGACUCUAACAUCCUUGUAACCCCGCUUGCUCUUUCUCUCAUCCCACCUCCAAUGUCUUUGUUCACCCUAAGAGUCCCUGCGGCAGUUCGGGAUCUAGCUUUCUUUUCUCGGAAUACAAUGAACAGUUUGGUUGCUCAUUUGUCGGAUGGAAGGUUGUGUGUUGUAGAACUUCCAGCCCUUGAUAUGUGGGAUGAGCUAGAAGGCACAGAAAUCAUAGUUGAGGCUGUUUCAUGUGAUUUUAGAUUUGACUCUUUGAUGCACUUGGUUUGGUUGGAUUCUCAUAUGCUUCUAUGUUCUCAUUCUGGUGUCAGUCAGGGGAACUCUGCAGCAACAAAUAUAUCUGGGAAGUAUGUACAUCGUAGCUCUUCUUAUUUACUGGAAAUUCAGCUUAGUUGUUCUGAAAAUCAUAUACCAGGGUCAGUAACCAACUCAGGCUGGCAAGCGAUAAUGUCGAAUCCAAUUUCUCUUGAAGAGCAGGUAAUUGGUAUCAUUGCAGACCCCCUUCGAAGAUUUUCAGCUUACAUUCAGUUGGAUGGGGGGAAAAUAGUGCAGUAUAUGUCCAAGUUAGGGGAUAAUAGAUUGAUUCCUCUUCAGAAACGUGAUGACAUGUGCUUCUCAACAACAUGCCCGUGGAUGAUUCUGGCUGUUGCGGAAGAUUUUGGAUCACGAAAGCCCUUACUUCUUGGUCUCGAUGACAAUGGUAGGGUUCAACUGGGUGGAAGGAUAUUAUGCAACAAUUGCAGCAGUUUCUCAUGUUACUCCAGUGCGGCUAACGGAUCAACCUCACACAUAAUUCUUUCAACCAAGCAGGAUUUGUUGUUUAUUGUAAGUAUUGAUGAUAUCCAAAAUGAACAAUUAGAUGCAAAGUAUGACCGCUUUCUACCUGUUUUUAAGAAGAGAAAUGAAGAAGAUGGAAGAAAAUACAUAAAUAUAUGGGAAAGAGGUGCCAAAGUAAUUGGUGCUUUGCAUGGAGAUGAGUCAGCUGUUGUACUUCUGACAACUCGAGGAAAUCUUGAAUGCAUUUACCCGCGAAAGUUGGUCCUGGCUUCAAUUAUCAAUGCUUUGGUACAGAGACGCUUUAGAGAUGCAUUGUUUAUGAUUCGUCGCCAAAGGAUUGAUUUUAAUGUUAUUGUUGACCACUGUGGUUGGAAAGCCUUUCUUCAGCUUGCUCCUGAAUUUGUCAAACAGGUGAACAAUUUGAGCUAUAUAACUGAGUUUGUUUGUGCUGUAAAAAAUGAAAAUGUCAUCAAUACAUUGUACAAGGACUACAUAGCACUACCUUCUCAAAGUAGUAUCAACACGGUAGAGUCUGGAGAUUUUAGUGAUUUGAAUAAAAAUAACAAGGUCUCAGUUGUCCUUCUGGCCAUAAGAAAGGCCCUUGAGGAGGAAAUAGCUGAAUGUCCUCCAAGAGAACUUUGUAUCUUGACAACUUUAGCAAGAUGUGAUCCACCAUUGCUUGAGGAUGCCUUGAAAAGAAUAAAAGUUAUCAGGGAAGUUGAAUUAUCAGGUUCUGACCGCUCAAAGCUGACUGACUCACCUUCUGCUGAGGAAUGUUUGAAGCAUCUUUUGUGGCUAUCGGAUCCAGAUGCAGUUUAUGAGGCUGCUUUAGGACUUUAUGAUGUGAACCUUGCAGCUAUAGUUGCACUGAAUUCACAGAAGGAUCCAAAAGAGUUUCUUCCGUUUCUUCAGGGACUGGAAAGCAUGCCACCUAUCUUAAUGAAGUAUAAUAUUGACCUUAGACUGCAAAGAUUUGAAAAUGCUUUGCGACAUAUCAUUUCAGCUGGAGAUGGGUAUUAUCCAGAUUGCAUGAAGCUUAUGGAGAGUCAUCCUGAACUCUUUCCCGUUGGAUUAAAACUGAUUAGUGAUCCUGUUGAAAGGAGUCAAAUUCUUGAAGCUUGGGGUGAUCACCUGAGUUUCAUAAAAUGUUUUGAAGAUGCGGCUAUCACAUAUUUGCGUUGUUCUUGUAUGGAAAAAGCUCUGAAAGCUUAUCGAUCUUGUGGCAAUUGGAGUGGGGUUCUCACUGUUGCUGGUCUUCUGCAACUUGGGAAGGAGGAAGUCAUGCAGCUGGCACAAGAACUGUGUGAGGAACUCCAGGCACUGGGUAAACCUGCAGAUGCUGCAAAAAUAGCCUUGGAUUAUUGUGGUGAUGUGAAGGCAAGCAUUGGUCUUUUGGUCAGUGCUAGGGAGUGGGAUGAGGCUCUGAGGAUUGCAUUCCUUUACCAAAGAGAUGACUUAAUCUCAGAAGUUAAAAUUACAUCUCUUGAGUGUGCGAAUGCACUUGUUGGUGAAUAUGAGGAGGGUCUGGAGAAAGUUGGGAAAUAUGUGACACGGUACCUAGCUGUUCGUCAACGAAGGUUAUUACUUGCUGCAAAGCUCAAGUCGGAUGAGCGGUCAAUAAACGAAUUUGAUGAUGAAACGGCUUCAGAAGCCAGCAGUAACCUUAGUGGAAUGAGUGCAUACACCACCGGGACAAGGAGGGGUUCAGCUGCUUCCAUUAGUUCAACUUCUACCAAGGGGCGCGGUCGCCAACGAAAUAAGGGAAAAAUUCGCGCUGGGAGCCCUGGUGAAGAAAUGGCGUUGCUUGAACACUUGAGGGGAAUGACUUUGGCAUCCGGAGCCAAGACUGAGCUCAGAUCUCUUUUAGUUUCCCUUGUAAUGCUUGGAAUGGAUGACAUUGCUAGGAAGUUGCAGAAAGCUUGUGAAAUCUUUCAACUAUCCCAAAUAGCUGCAGUAAAAUUAGCUGAAGAUGCAAGUUUGACUGAGAGCAUGGAUGACCAAGUCUAUUCUAUGGAGCAUUACGUUCAGAAAGUGAGGAAAGAAAUGCAGGAUUUAGAUGCUUUUUCUUGGCAGUGUAAAGUUUUGGUUUGAAUUUGAAAAGAUAACAUUAUAAACUAGAUGAAUGAUUUAAGUCCUUUUGUCGAAGCUUUCAUUACAUCUCCUGAAAUGCUGCCGGUGCAUGAUUUGCAGAAGGGAUCUCCCAGAUGGAGAAAAUUGAGUUUCUUCAAACUUUUUUGGGAUACUUUAAUUGUUUUAAGCAGGCCAAGUAGCGGCUGUGCGUUCACUGUUUAAUUAGUAGGUUAGUUCCUAAAAAUCAAAAAUGUUCAGUUGCUUUUAUAUAAGAAGAGUUUCAUAACUGCUUCUGCAGACAGAUCCUGGAAAGUUGAAAACUAGCUUUUGUUGAUUUGUGUUAUGGAGACAGGUUGCUUUCAACUUGCAAGAAGGUUAACGAGUCUAUUUAAAAGAUUAGUUGCGCAAAACUAGAUGGAAUAAACGUGCUUUGUGCGUAUGCGAGUCAU